Trypanosoma grayi is the source of this 765-nucleotide messenger RNA. RefSeq lists its product as hypothetical. The record is from RefSeq and is a predicted model, not a curated record. The transcript has a single exon. Lineage: Eukaryota; Euglenozoa; Kinetoplastea; Trypanosomatida; Trypanosomatidae. The coding region runs from base 1 to 765 and encodes 254 amino acids.
AUGCAGUGUGAUUGCUGCUACGCGUGCUACGCGGAGAUCGCCGACGUCGUUGCCACCACAAGGGGCCUCUACCGUCACCAGAGCAAAGGCGCUGGCCCCGGGCUGCUGCAUCGUAUCUGGCGCGCCCUUGGCGAUCUGCUGGAGGAACAGCUCAUCGAAAAGCGUUCCUGCAUUGUCCCCGAUUUCUUUCAUGCCAGCGUGAAGAAGCAGAAGGUGGAGUACUAUGAUGGCACACAUACAUUCCACAAACCGCAAUUUAUUCUGCUACCGGACUUCCUCUCCAAGUACCACCUGCAGAAUGUUCUCACAACACGCGAUGCGCACUACCACGCCACUGUUCCGAAUAUCAUCAGCUACGCCACAAUUGCGGCGCUUGCUGGCACCGAUAGAUUUGUUGUCGAGGCUGCUGUGUGCGACUCUAUCCGCGAGAUUGGCAAGUAUAUUGACCGCAAUCCCCUCACGGUGCUUAACAUCGAUAUCGGCGUUGCCAACUUGGAGUUCCGAGGCCGCGAGUACCGCGUUAAGUGGUCCGAGGACUUCUUGGAACGCUUCAGGGCGGCAGUUGGCCCGCAGUCGUUCGUGUCACCAUACGACCCGCCGACGAUGUCAUCCCGCGCGACAGGCUGCCGGUUCCAGACAAACUGCCUGUCAAAGGACGGCCUGCAGGCGUCGCUCUCCGACACGGUGGAGCGGGAGAAGCGGAUGGCAGUGGUGGAGAUGAACGACUCGAAGGGCGGAUCAGGGUUUCGCAAGUCGUUUUGGUGA